GGGAACCAGAAAGGGAUGUGGGGCCGAGGACGGAUGGGAUCCCGGAGGAUGGACUGAGGAGUGGGAUACAGGGACAUGGAGAGGACCUCGCGAGAGCGCGGUGGGAUCCCAGUGGAGCCGGCCCGAGGACGAGAGGAGCAGCGGGAAGGCUGCAGCUGUGGGGCACUCCUGUGUGAGGGAAAGCUAGAGGAUGCUGCGGGGCCGAAAUGGGCCGAAAUCAGGCACCCCAAGGAAGACCCUAUUUUGGCCACAUGGUGUCCUCUCAGAAGACCCCCAGCACUUAGUGAGCACCCAGGGGCCCCGUGACAGGAAGAGAAUGGUGGAUAUGCUGGUGUUUUGACCUAUUUUCCGAGGGCUGCGGGCGGAGAUGAUGAGGCUAUUGGCAUUUGUGGUGUUGGCUCUAUUUGCUGUCACUCAAGCAGAGGAAGGAGCCAGGCUUUUGGCCUCCAAAUCACUGCUGAACAGAUACGCUGUGGAGGGGCGAGACCUGACCUUACAGUACAACAUCUACAAUGUUGGCUCAAGUGCUGCAUUAGAUGUGGAAUUAUCUGAUGAUUCCUUCCCUCCAGAAGACUUUGGCAUUGUCUCUGGAAUGCUCAAUGUGAAAUGGGACCGGAUUGCCCCUGCCAGCAACGUCUCCCACACUGUGGUCCUGCGCCCUCUCAAGGCUGGUUAUUUCAACUUCACCUCAGCAACAAUUACCUACCUGGCCCAGGAGGAUGGGCCUGUCGUGAUUGGCUCUACCAGUGCACCUGGACAGGGAGGAAUCCUGGCUCAGCGGGAGUUUGAUAGGCGAUUCUCCCCCCAUUUUCUGGACUGGGCAGCCUUCGGGGUCAUGACCCUUCCCUCCAUUGGCAUCCCUCUGCUAUUGUGGUACUCCAGCAAGAGGAAAUAUGACACUCCCAAAACGAAGAAGAACUGAGUAGGGUUUUCGUGGCCCUCCUCUCCCAAGAAAUCCAGGUGCUUUCCAGACUUCAAAGGGUAUCUUAAAUGCAAUCUCUUCUCCCUUAGCCCUCAGCCAGUUUCUGGAUCCUACCCUGCUCUCAAUCAGAGUGAAGGACCAGGAGGAGUCUAUGAGAGCCUCCUUGGUUACAUCAUGAAGCCAUACAAACAGGAAUGCCUUUGGCAACAGCUCUUGAGCCUAGAGGGCCCUCUGGUGCCCCACUGAGGUGCUGUUGGUAUAUUGCUGGCAAAUGUGAAUUCUCUUGGGUCCAGGAGGGGCGCUUUGGAGACUACCUGAUACCACCCCCAUCCCCUGCCCUCCCCUCUUAGAAGAGGGUAGAAGAUGAAAUGAAAGCUGUGGGACUCUCAGAGGCUACCCAGUCUCUGUUCUGGGUUAGGGAAGUGCUUACUAAAUGGGCUUUUCUAAUAAAAACAAAUGCCACACUGA
Molecule: messenger RNA, 1390 nt
Organism: Propithecus coquereli (Coquerel's sifaka)
Lineage: Eukaryota; Metazoa; Chordata; Mammalia; Primates; Indriidae
Gene: SSR2
Product: signal sequence receptor, beta (translocon-associated protein beta)
Exons: 6
Coding region: 368-922 (184 amino acids)
Cellular component (GO): endoplasmic reticulum; membrane
Source: RefSeq, a predicted model, not a curated record